Messenger RNA from Acromyrmex echinatior (Panamanian leafcutter ant), 3408 nucleotides. RefSeq names its product basic helix-loop-helix ARNT-like protein cyc (gene cyc). Gene Ontology annotation, biological process: regulation of DNA-templated transcription. Gene Ontology annotation, molecular function: DNA-binding transcription factor activity; protein dimerization activity. The record is from RefSeq and is a predicted model, not a curated record. Lineage: Eukaryota; Metazoa; Arthropoda; Insecta; Hymenoptera; Formicidae. Gene Ontology annotation, cellular component: transcription regulator complex; nucleus; cytoplasm.
CCGCCAAGAGGGAAGGCGACAGGCCUUCUGGCCUCUUCGCGAGGAUGUCGCCGCCUCCUCGUCGUCGGCGACGACGUGGAUGUACGCGCUUCUCGACGAGGGUGGUUUACUGCCGGACACCAGCAGCGACGGCGUCGUCGAGAAUGAUGACGCGGUGGUCGCUACAGGCGAUGGCGCCUGCGUGAAUGAUCGCAUGCUGCACUAUCAUCAACAUCAGCAUCAGCAACAUUCCCAUCAGCAGCAGCAACAACGUCAUCAUCAUCAACUGCAGCAACAGCAGCAGCACCCGUCGGCGGAGUCCGAACUGGAUGAUCUUCUGCGAUUCCGCGGUACCGGAACUACGACCGGACAGGGACAGGAGGAGAUGGUGGCGCAGGAAAUGGCACAGGGCUACACCCAGCUCCUGCAUUCGGCGACGGCGAUGCCGGCACAGGAGACGCAGGAAUACAUCUCGCUGCAGGAGCUACAGCCGCGUAUUCACCACCAAGAGCAUCACCGCACCGUGCACAACACCUGCACGCAACUGGCUACGUCCGCCCCGCAACUCUAUCAUCAGCAUCAUCAGCAUCAACAGCAGCAGCGAACCGGUGGACAGCAACAGCAACACCAACGAGAUUAUUAUAAUCUCUCAUCCGUGCAGGAAAGUUCGUGCUCCACGGUUUAUUUUGGCGAGAUAGGCACGGGUACCGGGGUGGGAGAGCUAACCACCGCCUCGGCGGGGGGUGGUGGCGAAGGUCUCGCCCCGACUCCAACCAGCCCCGCCACCCCGCAGAUGGCGACGGGGGCUAAGCCGCCCCGGCACAUGGAGACACCCCCGACGAUGGUCCCCGACCAGCAGGCACCCGCCUCCGGCCAUCAAUAUCACCACCAUCACCAUCAUCAUCAUCAUCAUCAUCGACAUCAUCGUAGUACGUCAUCCAUCACGCCUAGCCAUGGACCGGCGACCGACACCUCGGACGAGUUCGCACCGGUUUCCAGAAAACGGAAGCUUUCUUGCCACAUUGGAAGCGAUCUCUUGGACGACUUGGGAGACGACGCCAAAUCAGUUCGCACAAACGACGACAGUAAGAAGCAGAAUCAUAGUGAAAUCGAGAAGCGCAGAAGGGACAAGAUGAAUACAUAUAUCACUGAGCUAUCGGCGAUGGUACCGAUGUGUCAUGCGAUGUCACGGAAGCUGGACAAGCUGACCGUGCUGCGAAUGGCAGUGCAGCACCUCAAGACUAUCUUCGGCGCGGUUACCUCAUACACGGAAGGUCAUUAUAAGCCUGCAUUUCUCAGCGAUCAGGAACUCAAGACGCUCAUACUUCAAGCUGCAGAGGGCUUCGUCUUUGUGGUGGGCUGCGAUCGCGGGAGAAUUCUCUACGUAUCCGAGUCCGUCUCGCAGACUCUUAAUUAUUCUCAGGGUGACUUGUUGGGUCAAAGCUGGUUCGAUAUCCUACAUCCUAAGGAUGUUGCGAAGGUAAAGGAAUAGAUGAGGGAACGACUGAUCGAUGCAAAAACCAUGCUACCGGUGAAAACCGACGUGCCCCAGGGUGUGUCACGACUUUGCCCCGGAGCCCGGAGAUCCUUCUUCUGUCGGAUGAAGCGUAAAGUCGACGGGGUCCGUUGUGGUGAGAUGCAAGUGAAGGAGGAAGCCGAUGCCACCGCUGGCUGCCAUAGGAGAAAGAAGCAACAAAACGUAGAUUGGAAGUAUUGCGUGAUUCAGUGCACGGGCUAUCUGAAGUCCUGGGCUCCCGCAAAAAUCGGUCUCGAGGAACAGGAAGGCGAGACCGACGGCGAAGCGUGCAAUUUAUCUUGCUUGGUAGCGGUCGGUCGAAUCCAAACGGCGAUAUCGACGGCCGCGUUGCCGUCGAGGAAGCCCCAUUCGAGACCCAUACAAUUCGUCUCGCGACACGCAAUGGAUGGCAAAUUUCUGUUCGUGGACCAAAGAGCUACUCCAGUAUUGGGCUUUCUACCUCAGGAACUGCUAGGCACCAGUAUGUACGAAUACUAUCACCACGACGACAUUCCUCAUCUGGCAGAAUCUCACAAAGCUGUGUUGCAAACUUCCGAACACGUUACCACGCAGAUCUACAGGUUCAGAAGCAAGGACGCGAACUUUGUACGGUUGCAGUCCGAGUGGAAAUCCUUCAGGAAUCCAUGGACUAAAGACAUCGAGUAUCUAAUCGCUAAGAAUUCCGCUAUCUUCUGCGAUACACGUCCAGGUGGAAAUAACAGAUCUGAGGACUCGAGCGUGCAAGGCAACUAUGAUUAUUUCACACAAAGUAACGGUGGAUUAGAAAGAUUGAUCUCGAGUCACGUGGAAGUAAGUAAGAUCGGCCGGCAAAUAGCGGAAGAGGUACUGGAUCUACAAAGACGUGGAGAAGACUCCUCCUCGGGUAGUAGUCCUGGCCCAGCGACAGAAACUGGUUUAUUGAACACCGAGUCGCAAAUGGUCACGACGACGGCAUCGCCAGAGAGAAUACCUGACAUUUCCCAGCCAAGUGGCAUCGGCAGCGACAAUAGCAGCAGUAAUCCCACGUCGACGUUCAACCACGUAGCGAACAACGUGCAGCUCAACAGCAUCGCGAAUGACCAAGGAGCGUCACCAGAUGACGACAUGAUGGACAUGAUUGGCGGCACCACGAUUAAUGAAUCACCAAAUCCGAUCCCGUCCGAUGGCAACGACGAGGCAGCAAUGGCUGUCAUCAUGAGCCUGCUGGAAGCGGAUGCAGGUCUGGGCGGUCCAGUGGAUUUUUCCGGAUUGCCAUGGCCGUUGCCAUAAUGCAUGUGCACUUUAGUCUGCAAUUUUAGAAUGCGGAGAAAUGUCUCCUGGUUGAACAAAACGCGCUUGGAACGAAUGAAUGAGACUUGGUGCUGAAAUGGUGCUCUUAAGAUAGGAUUUCAUUAAGUUAAGCGAACUAUAGCUUCCAAACAAAACUUCUACAUCGCAAUCAAUUAACUAUCGUUCUUCAUUGAUAUCGUGGAUUCGUAGUCCUAUGUAUAUAUAUAUAUAUAUAUGUUUAUAUGCUAUCUCUACCAAUAAAUAUCAACUGACAGUAAUGUAACAUUAAUGUCAUAAUUUUAUAGUCAACAAUAUAAAUGUAUUAUAACACUGUUAUACAUAACAGUUACAUUGUUGAGUACAAUAUAAUUAUAACGUUAUGUGUUACUGUUAGUUAAUAUUUUUAAGAAGAAGCUGGACUUCCUCUAUCUCUUGUCGUUGAUUUUUCAAAAAAGCACUUUCGUGUGAUGAAAUAAUUUGCGUUUACAUCAGCGAGAAAUAAGUGAAGAUUGAUGAACGCCCUCAGAGAUUACAGUGGUGUGACAAUAGUGUGGACAAUAACGUGUGAAUUUUUUCUUUUUUUUUUUAAGGGCAUCAUUCCUUCAAUACGGCUUCAAGGAUGAAGACUUUCAGAAAAUGAAUCU